AUCUCAGGGCGGGUCAAAGGAGGCGCGGUCUCCGAAGCUCAUGGCGGGGUUGUUACUAGUUCCUGGCCGAAUUUUGCGGCCUCCGGGUGGCCAACUUUGGCGUCUCUUGCCUCGUGGACACGGGCUUUGGGGCCCGGCCCAGGGAACCGCGAGAGUCUUGCUGAGGCAAUGCUGCGUGCGGCAAGAGAAGGUGUGGCGGGCCGUGGGGCUCGCUGGCAGGUGCCUGGGAAGCCGGCCUCUCAGCACGGCGACGCCACCGCCCCCGGGGUCGUCGGGGCCGGAGCAGAAGGGCCACAGAGACCCGACGCACCCCUCGAAGCCCGGACCUGUUUCCUGGAAGUCUUUAGCAAUCACAUUUGCUAUUGGAGGAGCUUUAUUGGCUGGUAUGAAGUUCUUCAAGAAAGAAAAGAUGGAAAAGCUAGAAAAGGAACGGCAGCGAAGCAUCGGAAAGCCUUUACUUGGGGGACCAUUUUCUCUCACAACUCAUACUGGAGAACCUAAAACUGACAAGGACUACCUGGGUCAGUGGGUACUGAUUUAUUUUGGUUUCACUCAUUGCCCUGACAUCUGUCCAGAAGAACUAGAAAAAAUGAUUCAAGUCGUGGAUGAAAUAGAUGGUAUUCCAUCUCUGCCAAAUUUAACUCCGCUUUUCAUCACCAUUGACCCAGAGAGGGACACAAAAGAAACCAUUGCAAAUUAUGUGAAAGAAUUUUCUCCCAAACUGAUCGGCUUAACUGGCACAAAAGAAGAAAUCGAUCAAGUGGCCCGAGCAUACAGGGUGUAUUAUAGCCCUGGUCCCAAGGACGAAGAUGAGGACUAUAUAGUGGAUCAUACAAUAAUAAUGUACUUGAUUGGACCAGAUGGUGAGUUUCUAGAUUAUUUUGGCCAGAACAAGAGGAAUGCAGAAAUAGCUGGUUCAAUUGCUGCACACAUGUGGGCACACAGGAAGAAGAGCUAGCCAAAGCCACGCUGCCGGAAGCAGUAUUCUCUUGCUGAAGAGGAAGGAAGCUUUGUCUCCCUUAGGGGCCAAUAUAUACAUGCAACCUACAGAAUGACCUGUGUACCACGAGAACAUCUCCAUUCUGGAUGGGAUGUUACCCUUGGGUUCAACCAAAAUAGUUCUUGGAAAUGUAAAGAUGACAACCUGAAGUCUUUCAAGUAGCUGCGGUGAGACCAGAAGACCAAGAUAAAGUGCAGCCAGUGAAGAGCGGACCUGGUGGAAGGAUGCAGCAGGGAGAGGCACAGCCAGUGUGUCUCACCUCGUGAACGGACCCUCCAAGCAGCUCUGCUCUCCAGCAUCUUCAACCCCUGACAUACAGGUUGUGGGACUGAAUUUUGCGGAAAAGAGUGAUUUCCAUGGCACUUUUGCUUUCCGCUUGAAUUCUUUGGUCGCUGAUAACAGUCUAAUUAGGUUCUCUACCAUUCACAGUUAAUCUUCACACUUGAAAGCAUAAGUUUAGUCUUCCUUGUUAAUGAAUAUCACUGUCAGGUUUGCCUUUGAUUGCCCUGUCAGCAGGUGGCAGUUUGACUAAUGAAGAGGGUAUCUAUUUGGAGAAAACCUUUAGUCCAACUUUUCUAGGGGUCUUUGUUAUGAGUUUUAGCUAAAUGAUGUGCCAAGUUUUCAAUGACAUGCCAAGUGGAAGUAAGAGGAUAUUGAUCAUGAGUGUGAUACAGAGUACUUUUCUGCAUAUACAAGAUUGCACUGCGUGUAAAAUAAAGGUGAUUGAGUCUUGCAA
This is a messenger RNA of Lemur catta (Ring-tailed lemur), 1736 nucleotides long. It is a transcript of the gene SCO1, whose product is annotated as protein SCO1 homolog, mitochondrial. Lineage: Eukaryota; Metazoa; Chordata; Mammalia; Primates; Lemuridae. The record is from RefSeq and is a predicted model, not a curated record. The transcript is spliced from 6 exons. The coding region runs from base 41 to 958 and encodes 305 amino acids. Gene Ontology annotation, biological process: mitochondrial respiratory chain complex IV assembly.